This is a messenger RNA of Chaetura pelagica (chimney swift), 1014 nucleotides long. It is a transcript of the gene P2RY14, whose product is annotated as purinergic receptor P2Y, G-protein coupled, 14. The transcript has a single exon. The record is from RefSeq and is a predicted model, not a curated record. Gene Ontology annotation, cellular component: membrane. Bases 1 to 1014 code for a protein of 337 amino acids. Lineage: Eukaryota; Metazoa; Chordata; Aves; Apodiformes; Apodidae. Gene Ontology annotation, molecular function: G protein-coupled purinergic nucleotide receptor activity. Gene Ontology annotation, biological process: G protein-coupled receptor signaling pathway.
AUGUUCAACUCCAGCACUAACUCCUCAGGAAGCAACUGCAGUCACAGCACAGUAAUAACCAAGACAGUCAUUCCCCUGAUCUACUGUUUCAUCUGCCUCGUGGGGCUCUUGCUGAACGCCGUGGCAGCCUGGAUCUUUCUGUACGUUCCCAGCAAUAAGAGUUUCAUUGUCUAUCUCAAAAACAUCGUUGUUGCUGAUCUCAUGAUGAGCUUGACUUUUCCUUUCAAAAUCCUUGCUGAUGCAGAAAUUGCAUCUCCCCAGCUCAACACCUUUGUGUGCAGAUACUCUGCUGUUGUUUUUUACACCAACAUGUAUAUCGGGAUAACAUUUUUUGGCCUCAUAGGUUUUGACAGAUACUACAAAAUUGUAAAGCCUUUAUUCACCUCCUUUGUCCACACCGUUAGCUACAGUAAGGUGGUCUCCAUAAUCGUAUGGUUAUUGUUAAUUUUUAUAUCCUUUCCAAACAUGAUUUUAACUAACGAAAACCCUGACAAGAAUUAUUCCAUCAAAUGCAUAGGUCUGAAAAGUGAGCUGGGCAAAGUGUGGCACAAAGGGUCAAGUUAUGUUUGCACAGGGAUAUUCUGGGUCGUUUUUCUUCUGCUAAUAAUUUUUUACACCUCUAUAUCAAAAAAAAUAUAUAACUCUUAUAAAAAAUUCAGAAGGAACUCCGAGGCGACCAAGAGAAAGACCAGCCGCAAUAUAUUCUGUAUCAUGUUUGUAUUUGUCAUUUGCUUUGUACCCUAUCACCUCUGCAGGAUCCCCUACACUCUGAGCCAGACUAGCUCAAAAUUCAACAGCCAGUCAAAAGAAACUCUCUUCUACAUGAAGGAGUUUACUCUUGUACUGUCUGCUGCAAAUGUGUGCCUCGACCCCAUUAUUUAUUUUUAUCUCUGCCUACCCUUUAAAGAAAAGCUGUAUCAAAAAGUGUAUCUCAAGCUGAAAAAAGCAAGCGAGGCUGAAAUCUCUAAAUGCAGAAGAUCAAAUACACUUCGGGAAAGUAUAAACACAGUGUAG